CAUAAAUUCAUAAGAGAGCUGCGUACAAAUAUUUCGUGCAAACUAAAUUAAUUCAUUCAAACUCUAAUAUUAUGGUUAUAAGUUCUUUUAAUUUAGCCAAAUGGGAAGUGAACUAAAUAUCGAAACAUCAACAUCCAGGUUCUCAAUACUGCUUUGAAUAAUUUGUCUGUUAUGUUUGGACUUAUUUCACCUUUUUAUAUUUGGAUCCAUUAUGCUUUACCACUCAUACAUCAUAUCAUUCUUGUUUCAUUGAGUUGGACCGGAGGCUGGUUCAGCUGGACUCGACAAUCUGAUGUAAUGUUACGGAAUAUAGAACAAACUAUUUUAUCAUGCGUAAAGACAGCGUACAAGCGUUUCUACGUGGAUAUCGGCGCGGUGGUCGGCCAGUGCGACAAAAUAUGGACUAUCUCCCUCAACGACGAGAGCACCAAGACCCCGCUAGUGAUGUUGCAUGGGAUGGGAGCGGGCGUGGCGCUCUGGUGUCCUAACCUCGACGCUUUUGCGGCCACUCGUCCAGUCUAUGCUAUGGACUUAUUGGGAUUUGGUCGCAGUUCCCGGCCUAAAUUCGCGUCGGACGCGGAAAAAGUCGAGGCACAAUGGGUGGAGUCGGUCGAGCAAUGGAGAAGGGAGGUCAAAAUCGACGAAUUCAUUCUCCUCGGUCACAGUCUCGGCGGAUUCAUAGCCACGGCCUACGCGCUUAAGUACCCUGAGAGGGUCCGACACCUCAUCCUCGCAGAUCCGUGGGGUUUCCCCGAAAAACCCUCGAACGUGUACGAGAAGUACCAAGUGCCGUUUUGGUUCCGGGCUGUGGCCACAGCCCUGCAGCCCUUGAACCCGCUGUGGGCGGUCCGCGCCGCCGGACCCGCCGGCAAGUGGCUCGUCAGCAAGACUCGCCCGGACAUAUCCAGGAAGUAUCUGAACUACGUGCCCGACGCCGAGACCGUCAUACCGGAGUACAUCUACCAAUGCAACUCGCAGGCGCCCAGUGGCGAGAGCGCCUUCCACACGCUGAUGCAUGGCUUCGGGUGGGCCAAGAACCCCAUGGUGCGUCGCGUGGGCCGACUCGACCCCAGCCUUCCUAUCACCGUGAUGUACGGGUCGCGCUCCUGGGUCGACUACAGCACCGGUCACCUACUCGGAGAGAGCCGGCCCGACUCCCCGACCUAUGUGCAGGUAAUAAAUGGCGCAGGUCAUCACAUAUACCUAGAUAAGCCUGAACAGUUCAACAAGUACGUACUAGAAGCGUGCGCACGCGCAGACGACGGACCUCGAACGAAAGCUUUACCGAGCAUCGAGAGCAGUACGGAUACAAACACCGACAGCAAAAACCAAGAGCCUGCUUCUUGAUAGUGAUCGUAGUUUAUUUAGUUAGGAGAAGCUUGCGCACUUUUUAAAUUUAUUUAUAAAAAAAAAUCUAUCACAAAUGUGCCUGUGAAGUAGCGAGAAUAUCGCCUGAUAACGCAAUAUGACCAAUUCAAAGCAGUCAGUAUUAGGCAAAGGCGUCCCGCUUGAGGUUUUACGCAAUUCUACUAUCUCGAAAAGUUAUUAAUUUGUAAAUCAUUUAAUAAUAUUAGUUUAUUGAAAAUUAUUAUAUGCUAGUUCGAUUUUUUAUUUGUUCACGUUUUUUUGCUCUAA
Molecule: messenger RNA, 1635 nt
Organism: Vanessa atalanta (red admiral)
Lineage: Eukaryota; Metazoa; Arthropoda; Insecta; Lepidoptera; Nymphalidae
Gene: puml
Product: 1-acylglycerol-3-phosphate O-acyltransferase ABHD5
Exons: 8
Coding region: 172-1347 (391 amino acids)
Cellular component (GO): lipid droplet
Source: RefSeq, a predicted model, not a curated record